Striga hermonthica is the source of this 510-nucleotide messenger RNA. The record is from the annotation of a GenBank genome assembly. NCBI's taxonomy places the organism in Eukaryota, Viridiplantae, Streptophyta, Magnoliopsida, Lamiales, Orobanchaceae.
AUGGAAAUACCAUCUUCAAAGGUGAUCGAGAUCACCGUCAUAUCCGCCGAGGAUCUCCUCCUCCGCCGAAAACAGCCCGCCACGAAGAAUCUCUCCGUCACCGUAAGCAUUGACCCAUUCAACUCCAGGAAGACGGGUCGGGCCGACCCGAACGGCCCGGGCCGGUUCCCUGCAUGGAACGAGCGGCUGGUCAUGGACCUACCAUCAAAAUCCCGGUUCAUCACAACCGAGGUCCGCGCCGGAGAGAGAACGGUCGGGGUGGCGAAUAUUCCGGUGGCAGACUUCGACGGCGGCCACCUGCCGGAGAAUUAUCUCAGUUUUUUGAGCUACAGGCUGAGGGACGGCCGGGGUGAGAAGAACGGGAUCGUGAAUUUGUCGGUGAGGGUGGUCGGCGGAGGGGGGAGGGGCUGCGGGGCGAGUUGUCCGCGGCCGUGGAUGGAGUUUUCGGCGGCUGACGGGAAGGGCUCCAGCGGGGUUGUGACGGGGAUCCCGGUUUUGUACAGAUACUGA